Molecule: messenger RNA, 648 nt
Organism: Glarea lozoyensis ATCC 20868
Lineage: Eukaryota; Fungi; Ascomycota; Leotiomycetes; Helotiales; Helotiaceae
Product: SNARE-like protein
Exons: 1
Coding region: 1-648 (215 amino acids)
Biological process (GO): retrograde vesicle-mediated transport, Golgi to endoplasmic reticulum; endoplasmic reticulum to Golgi vesicle-mediated transport; vesicle fusion with Golgi apparatus
Cellular component (GO): Golgi membrane; endoplasmic reticulum membrane; SNARE complex
Molecular function (GO): SNAP receptor activity
Source: RefSeq, a predicted model, not a curated record
AUGAUCAAAUCCACGCAGAUCGCCCGGCUCGAUGGCCUCAUGCUCUGCGCCUCGGUUGACGACUCCGCGACAGAGUCCAGUCUCUCUGAAAUAAAAUCCCAAGUCAAGAUGAUCAUCCGCAAAUUACGACACAACGCCGAACCACAAGCCUCCAUCGAGAGCGGGCAACACACAAUCCACUACCUCAUCUCCGCCAACAUAAUCUACAUCUGCAUAUCCGAAAAAUCAUACCCGCGGAAGCUCGCAUUCACAUAUCUCUCCGACAUCUCGACGGAAUUCAGUAAUACAUAUCCCAGCCAGCAGGUUAUGAGCACGAUACUCAGACCGUAUGCGUUUAUGGAGUUUGAUACGUUUAUCUCGCGGACGAAGGCUACGUAUGAGGAUAGUCGCGCGACGCAGAAUUUGGAUAAGCUGAAUGAUGAGCUGAGGGAUGUUACCAAGGUUAUGACGAAGAAUAUUGAGGAUUUGCUGUAUAGAGGGGAUAGUCUGGAGAGGAUGGGCGAUAUGAGUAGUCGGCUGAGAGAGGAUAGUAAGAAGUAUAGAAAGGCGGCUGUGAGGAUUAAUUGGGAGUUGUUGUUGAAACAGUAUGGACCGCUGGGGGGGUUAGGGCUGUUUAUUUUGGUUUUUAUCUGGUGGAGGUUCUUCUGA